AAAAAAACCGAAAUCAGUGAUUUUAUUAAUGUGUUCCGAUUUGAACGUGUGUUAAGGUGCGAGAAGAUAUCUCCAGAAAGGAUUGUAGGUCAUCAGCAUAAAGACACAAACACUCACUAUGUGGGCAGCGCAAUAUGUUUUAUGUGCUCUGACAUGCAUCACAUUUAUGAGAGGCACACAUGGUCUCUAUGAAGAUUGUGAGGUGGCGCCCCCAGUGGAAUACGCCACUAGUGAAAUUCUUAUAUCGGAUUCAAUCAACACGGCCAUCUAUAGCUGUGAGGCGGGCUAUCUACUGAAGGGUAAAAGCGAACUCACAUGCUUUCUGAAAACCGAUCAAUGGCAAGGCGAACCACCCAAGUGUGAGAAAGAGACAAAUCUUUCGGAGCGUCGCAAAAAGAUCUUGGCCUUAGCCGAAGAGCCAAAAGUUAACUUACCCUUGGCAAGCAAGCUGGACUUGAGUUGUAGCCAGGCCAAGGUCCAGGCACCCGAGAUAAGGCAUGGAGCUGUCGUCAGCUAUGAAAGGCGCCGCAAAGGAGAAAAGGUUUUCCUUGUUGCCUACUAUGGAUGCAACGAAAACUAUGAAUUCGAGAGCACAGAUGCCACGGCCAUGUAUUGUCGUCAGAAGGAAUGGGUGGGUGAGAUACCAACCUGUAUACCACUUGCUGAGUAUAGUGAAGAUGAAGAUACGGACGAUCAAUACGAAGAAUACGAGACGGUCGAUAAAGAUCAGGGAAAUGUGGAAAAUAACCCCGAACAGGACGGUGACAGUGAUAAUGAUGAUGUCUAUGAGGAAGACGACGAGGAAGAGGAAUUAGGCAAUGAAAUUGCAUCGCAAAAGCCACCACCGCCAGCACCACCAUCCCCACCGACUGAAGGAGUGAUCCAAGAAAGCCAAAAAGAAGUUUUUGAACAUUUCCAGCCUGAACCGGAGAUUGUGGUUAAGGUUGCUGAACCUGAACCUCAGCCGGAGGUACAAGUAUUAAGUCAACCUGAACCUCAGGGUGAGACUCAACGUGUAAAUCCACCAGAAGCAAGCGACACCGAAGCACAAGAUAAUACUCAAACUCAACCAGAUUCCGAACUGAAAGCUGAAGAUGCUGCAACCGACAUAACAAUUGUGAUAGAACCCACCAGUGAUCCCUACACUCCACGCCUCUUGGAUUCUGAUUGUGGUAAAGAUCAGGGUGGCUGUGCCCACAAGUGUGAACGUCUCCUGUUCCCUGGUGAAAAUGAGCCACGUUUGAAAUGCAGCUGCUUUGAGGGCUAUGCGCUGAAUACCCAAGAUUAUGCCACAUGUCAUGAUGUGGACGAGUGUCAGGAAUCAAAUGGUGGAUGUUCACAAAUCUGCAAUAAUCUGCCAGGUAGCUAUCAAUGCGCCUGCCAGGAGGGCUAUCAAAUCGAUGUGGCGACUGGUAAAACUUGUGUGGAUAUAGACGAAUGUAUUCUGCCUGAGGUUAUAGCCCAGUGUAGCAGCGGUUGUGAAAAUACGCCUGGCUCGUACCGUUGCAUUUUACCAUUGAUUGGCAAAGAAGAAGCGAAGGAGGAGGAGCCAGCUGUACCUGUGGCUGUGGCCACAGAAGUUAUAUCGGAGGCAACCACAACUCCUGCAGCGUCUGCUGCUACCUGUAAUGCUGGCUUCAUACUCUCACCCAAUGGCGACGAGUGUCUGGACAUCAACGAGUGUGAAAUUAUCGCCGAAGUCGAUGAAGUUGAUGCUGCUCGUAGCUUGUGCCAACAGAAAUGUGAGAAUACCAUAGGGUCGUAUCGUUGCCUGUGCCAUGAUGGCUAUCACUUGGACGAGGAUAAGGAGAGUUGCAUUCGCGACUCUUGCGAAGAUCUCGACAAUCCUCAAUUAAAUCGCACGCGUUGCGCCCAUCAGUGUGUGAAUUCGGCCAACGGACAGGGCUAUGAGUGCAUCUGCCCCAAGGGCUACAAUCUGGCCGAGGAUCAGUAUAGUUGCGAGGUGGCCGAAUCACCUUGCACCACAGAGCAGGGUUACGAACGUUGUCGUCCGGGUAGCUGUAUUCCCAGCGAGGAUAACAGCAGCUUCAUUUGUGAGUGCCCGCCUGGAUAUGUCAAUGAGGGCACUGGAUGCAAGGACAUCGAUGAGUGCCUGGAGGGCACACAUCUGUGUAGUCACAGCUGCUUGAAUACAGACGGAGCCUAUCAGUGCCUCUGUCCAGGAGGCAUGACUCUGGUGGAGGAGUUCACGUGCGUGGGCGAAGAUCCUUGUGCAGGCAAUAACAAUGGUUGUGAGCAAAUUUGCCUGACAGCGCGCGGAGGCAGUUGCUCGUGCCGCGAAGGCUUCCGAUUGAGUGAGGAUGGCAAGAGUUGCAACGAUGUGGAUGAGUGUGCCGAGGGCAAUGGCGGCUGUCAGCAGGUUUGCCAAAAUCUGCCAGGUUCCCAUCAAUGUGCCUGCGACCAAGGCUUUGAGCUCAGUAAGGAUAAACUCAGCUGCGUCGAUAUUGACGAGUGUUCGGGUCUUUUGUCGGGUGGUUGCACCCACGAGUGCAUUAACAAAGAGGGCAGCUUUGAGUGUGGCUGUCCGCUGGGCUAUGUCCUCCAAUCGGAUGGACGCAGUUGCCGUCCAGCCUUGGUGGGCUGCCCACCAGGUAGCCGGCAAAGGGAAACCCCCGAAGGUGGGUGUGAGCCCAUCACCUGUGAGCUAGGCUUCAUUCUUGGAGCUGUGGGCAAGUGCGUUGACAUUGAUGAAUGCCAGUUGAAUCGUGGUGGCUGUUCCCACGACUGUCAGAAUACCCAAGGAUCCUUUAAAUGCCUUUGUCCCGAGGGAUAUCAAUUAGACGAGACUCAGAGAAGAUGCCAAGACAUCGAUGAAUGUCAAGAAAACAAUGGAGGCUGUCUAACUGGCAUUUGUGUUAAUGAACUAGGCGGUUUUCGUUGCGAGGAUAGCACCACAACGACUACAACCACGACAACUAGAUCGCCCCCAGUUGUGCUGAGGCUACCCAAAUUACCAGAAUUGCCCACAAGGCCUAAGCUACACGUUGUAGCUAAGCCACACGUACAGUCUAAACUGCCACAAUACCCAGCUAGAAGGCCCAAUUUAUUAGAUGUUAAUAGGCAACCGGCGGAGCCGAGAUUGCCUGAACUACCUAGAUUGCCCAAACUGCCAGAAGUUACAAGAAAUCCAGUAUCAUCCUUCCCACGUCCUCCUCUAGAAGUGCGGGAUCAGUGCGUACGUUUCCAGGCUCCAGCUAAUGGCAGAGCCCAUUGCAAUAAAUAUCGUCAUAAGAAGAAAUACUUUUAUACCACCCGUUGCAAGGUCAUUUGUAAUUCUGGCUAUAGACUCCAGGGUUCGGAAAUACGCACCUGUGGGGCAUCCGGACAAUGGGACGGCCAGGACAAUAAAUGCAUUGCUAUCAAACAGCAUUCAACACCUAGUAUUGGAAAAAGCUUUGGUCCCUGCCCACCUUUGCAACCCGCUCAAAAUGGCCUGAUCUCGCCGCCCAGCUGCACGCAGGGUCAUUCCAAUUUUGGUGAUUUUUGUCAUUUGAAAUGCCGAAAGGGCUUUCAUGCAGCAGGACCUUCUUUUAUAACCUGCAUGCCCUUGGGCUGGACAUUUAACAAUCAGCUACAAUGCCAGCCAUCGCUAGGCAAUAAUCUUCUGCCACUCCUGCCUGCCGGACGUGUUCAGCUACCGGGUCCCAGACGAGUGAAACCUUUUAUUAGAUGCCCACAAAAUGUGGUCAUUCUUCUUAAGCCGGGACAGACUAAGGCUCAUGUUAUACUUCAGGCUCCGCAAACCAAUUUAGAUCAACGUCACAUUACCGCGCAGCCUCCUUGGGCGGCUCAACUGCAAUCACAUCUGCCGGCUGGCAUACACAAGGUUAUCUUCCGUGCCCAGAAUCCAAGCACUAAGCAGGCGGUUGGUUGUCAAACAGUUAUAACCAUCAAGAAUCCCAUAGUCGCGGCAUCGCCUCCACCUGUUUCAGAAAAGUUCUCCUUCAAUUUGAAUCCGGCUGCAAGAACAACACCCAUUUUCCAAACUAGCAUCAGUGGCCAGCAUCAGAGACCAGCUUCAUUAUUUAGAUCAUCGUCUGUGCCCAAGAUACGUGAACCGGCGCCAUUUCCCCUCUUUAACUUUGAUACAAUCAGUUCGCCAAAAACUAUUCCAGCGUUCAACCAGCGAUCAUCGGCUAAGCUUAUUGAUGCCUCAUCAUCAUCAUUAUCAGCGUCGUCACCUUCACCUUUACCAUUAGUGGGUGAUGUAGUGGCACCAUCCGAUGUCACCGUUAGCGGUAGUGACAAUUCCCGAUUAGAUCUGGAAUUGGGUUCGGCAAAGGCCAACUAUUGUCCACCCUCGAUUGAGGUUUACCUAAAGGAGAAUCAAAACUUACGUUCCGUGGUAUGGGAUGAGCCACGUUUCGAGGGUAAACUGCUGAAGAUCUUUAAGUCUCACUUCCCUGGCGCUCUUUUCAGAUUGGGUGAACAUACAAUUAAAUACGAAGCCACCACCACAGAUGGAGUCACCUUGAGCUGCACUUUCCGCAUCCAUAUUAAAGCUGCAAAGCCCACACCUGCACCCAGUCAACCAGAUAUCAAUUUGCCUCAACUGGAAUCCCUAUCUAGUCUGGCUCCCGCUGAAUUAAGAGAGGCACCUUCUCCAUCAUCAUCAUCCACCAGUAAUCAACUCUUCUCCGGCUAUGACUCCUAUGUUGUGUGUCCCGAUAAAGAGCCCAUUCGGGUGACCUCCCAGCAAUCUGUCGAUCUGCCUGUGGGCUGCACAUUGAAGAACAUACGCCCACAAACGAGUCCCCAGCAAACGCAACAUCCAAAACGCGGCCUGCUCACCUCACUCUGGCGCUCAUAUGCUAGAUUCUGAUGCAACGAAUAUGCAUACACACUCACACACAUACGCACACUGAAUGUGUGUGUGUGUGUGUGUGUGUGCAGCAUCCAAAAAUGAAAUGUCAAUUUACAUGCACAUUUUAUGCGUAAUUUAUAAUAAAUACCUAACUAAAUAUUUA
Molecule: messenger RNA, 4988 nt
Organism: Drosophila willistoni
Lineage: Eukaryota; Metazoa; Arthropoda; Insecta; Diptera; Drosophilidae
Exons: 10
Coding region: 119-4843 (1574 amino acids)
Molecular function (GO): calcium ion binding
Source: RefSeq, a predicted model, not a curated record